This is a messenger RNA of Gavialis gangeticus (Gharial), 2312 nucleotides long. RefSeq names its product Epstein-Barr virus induced 3 (gene EBI3). NCBI's taxonomy places the organism in Eukaryota, Metazoa, Chordata, Crocodylia, Gavialidae. Bases 393 to 1367 code for a protein of 324 amino acids. Gene Ontology annotation, cellular component: membrane; external side of plasma membrane. Gene Ontology annotation, biological process: cytokine-mediated signaling pathway. Gene Ontology annotation, molecular function: cytokine receptor activity; protein binding. The record is from RefSeq and is a predicted model, not a curated record. The transcript is spliced from 8 exons.
GUGACCCCAGCCGCUGUGCAGGAUCAGGGCCAGCCCCCACCUGUUCAACCCCGGCUCCAGCCUCCUUCAGCCCCAGUGGAUGCCCCCCCUCCCCAGCCCGGGGGAGCCUCAGACUCACUGAGCCCACCUGACGGGCCUGCUGGGCUCUGCAAUCCCUCCCUGCACCAUCCCAGCCCCCCGCGCCCACAGGCUGAGGUGCUGGAGCCAUCCCCCAACACGGGAACCUCCCAGCGGGUGAAUUUCCUGCGCUGGCGUGCGAGGAAGUGCGCGGCAGCAGCCCCAAGGUCAGCAGGAUUGUGCUUCCCGAGCAGAGGCACUGACGGCUCCUCCGUCUGGACAUCCAGCUCCGUGAGCCCCGGGCCCCCGGGCUUCAGCCUGCUGCCUGUAUAAGGAUGAUGAUCCCCUCCUGUGUCAUGGAUGGAGCCCAGGCUCCGUUUGGGACAUCAAGGAUGAGGUGGAUGGUGCAAGUCACCCUGGUCCUGCUGGCCUGUCCAGUCUCCUGCGUUGCUGAUAGCGCCACGGAGGAAGACCCCUGGCCCCUGCAGCACAGCGUGCUGGGCUCCGAUGUGCUGCUGCGCUGUGCAGUGCCUGUUGGGGCCGCGGGCGUGGAGUGGCGAGUGAACGGCACAAGCGUGGCCACAGCCCUAGAUGUGCUGGUGCUGCCCAAUGCCAGCCUGGCACAGGAGGGCGACUACAGCUGCCACCACCCUGCCAGCGGUGAGGCCCUGCAGAGGAUCCGGCUGCGCCUGGGCUUGCCCCCUGGGAAGCUUGCCAUCGAGUGCUGGGCCAUCAGCUAUCCCCAGACAGUCAACUGCACCUGGAGCCUGGCAGCUGACGUGCACCUGGACAUGGAGUUCAUUGCCACAUACAGGCAUGGCGUGUGGGCCAAGGGGGGAGAGACUGAGUGCGUCCAGCCUGCAGCCGGGGCCAACAGCUGCACUAUCAGCGACAUCCAGCUCUUCUCCAUCACCCCCUACGUGCUGAACAUCACGGCCGUGAACCCCCUGGGCACUGCCACCAGCCUCUUCCCCUUCAUCGUGGAGCAUAUCAUUCGGCCGGACCCCCCUGAGGACCUGCAAGUCUCUGCCAUCCCCAGUGAGAGCAAGAAGCUGCUGCUGGAGUGGAAGCCACCAGGGUCGUGGCCGCUCCCUGAAUACUUCCCCCUCAAGUACCUGAUCCGCUAUACCAGGCAGGGGGCUGGCAGCCCCCGCACGAUCGGGCCAUAUGAGCAGACAUCCUUCAUCCUGACCGGCCUGCGCCCGGGGGCAAUCUACCACGUGCAAGUGGCAGCCAAGGACCUCACAGACUACGGGGAGUACAGUGCCUGGAGCCCACAAGCCUCGGGGACCCCCUGGAAACGGCGCUGAGGAGGGGGCAGUGCUGGGGCCACCAGGAAGCCUCUGGGGUUCAUUUAACUUGCUUUUGCCUUUGCAUUCAGGCCCCUGGGUCCAGCCACUCACCCAAGAGCAAGUCCAGGUGCAAGGACAGGCUGGGAUGAGGUCUCUGGUGCUGUAAAACUCCCCUCUUCUGUUCCCAUCACUCUUUCUCCACCCCAAAACUAGGGCCCAACUGACUUACAUGCCAUGUUCUUGCCCCCCCAUAGUGGCCACGAGACUUUUGCCCGCACUGUCUGGUUCAGUGGAAGGUUCCUGCUAUUUGGGCAGGUGCCAUGGACAGCCUCCUCCAGACUGGGCUGAAAUGCAGGCACGUUGGCCAUGGGAGACACCACUCCCUCCCUGCCAUAGCGCACAGCCCUUCACUGAUGCUGCAUCUCCUCUGGAGCUUAGGUCCCCCGACCCUCUUCCCAGCCCCUGUGCCUGCUCCUCCUCUGUCCCUAGAACAGAUGCCCAUGUCCCCGGCCUCAGUGCCAGCCCCACCACCCCACCCCUGAUUCAGAACCUACCAAGAAAAUACCCAAACAGGGCACUGAGCUCCUGACUCUAAUAGCCCAUGGACUAGUGCCUGUGACCCAUGCAAGUAUUAUUUGUGUUUGCACUGGAUUAAUGAUGACCAUCAGCUGAUCUGGGUGACCUAUUUACAUGUUGCUCACUGCCUUACCAGGACAGCAAUAUAGAGCUAGCUCACAACCUGAUUUUCUAUAGGUAAAGCAUUUUGUAAUCAAGGCACAAUAUGAUUAGAAUAACUGUAAUAUUCAAAUAAUCCUGCUCUGAAACAUGCACUUUUUAGCCAGGAAAACUACAAAGCACCAGGUCUAGAAUUAUUCCAAUAUUCUAGCUCUUUAAUACAGAGUAUGUACUGCAGAGAAACAAAUAAGGAAAAUUAUCUGAGAAAUAUAUUGCAUUUAUAUGGCA